AUGCCUGCCCCCUUUGUGUGUGGCGACCAAGUUGCUGAGGCAACUCGGCUCGCGGCGGAGGGCAUGGCCUUCACCGUCAGUUGGUGCCCCCGCCGUGGAGCCGAGUUUGUCCUGCCGUGCAAGGAGGUGGACGAGGCGUGCAGGAGGGAAUGGAAGCUGGGUAUGCGUGUGACCUGCGACACCGGGGUUGUGCGACCAGGCGUCGUGCACGAGGAGCUGCCGCACAAGCUCAUGUCCAAGCAGGGGACAAUCAGAGUCAUCAACGACUACCUGUGGCAGAAGCUUGAUGUCGAGUGGGAUGUCCAGCGUCCGUCUUCUUCCGGGAGCACCGCUAGAUCAGCCGUGGUGAGCCACUCCCUGAGGCUAUUUGGCGUGGACAUCGUUCCUUGA
Molecule: messenger RNA, 390 nt
Organism: Lolium perenne
Lineage: Eukaryota; Viridiplantae; Streptophyta; Magnoliopsida; Poales; Poaceae
Product: auxin response factor 13-like
Source: RefSeq, a predicted model, not a curated record